AUGGUGGACGUUUUCGAUCACUAUACUUCCAUCUGCACGGAUCAUGCAUCGGGACCAUGUCAAAUACGGUUAUCGGAAAUUCUGAAGCUAAACGCGUUCAAGCGUGAAGCUUGCCUUCGCCUCUCUCAUAAAACGACGCCAUUACAUGAGAUCCGCUUAAAAUGGAUAUCAGUAAGCCUCCGGUGUGAGCCCGAAACCCUUUAUUUCACAAGAGAUACCGCCUAUAGAAUCGUGGAUAGUAAGCGAUGCCCACACAUGGGGUCAUGUGUAGGCGAUAAAUGCGGUUCAAUCAAUGCGUCAAGUCUGAUUCCAGAACUAGAAAAAGGGAAUAAAUUCCCGGGAAAUACCGCUUGCGUGGAAUCAUGCGGGGGACCGGGAUGUGACUGCUUUUCCUUGAGCUCUGGUUGCCUUUUCUAUCGGAUCUACGUUGAACCGCUGAAUAGUGUCGUAUACGAAAUCUUCCACUGUAACAGGUGGACAGAGACGGCGAAAAUCCUCAUCACUCACGUGGACAGAACUAGGGACAAGACAUCGACUACCACCACGGUAAUGACCCCUAACAUACCCAAGAAACUGAAUUCCUUCAGCAUCACGUUAUCCGCGUUAUCUCUUCCACCGCUUCCUCUGCUCAACACCCAAUUUAUCACGGACUCAAGACGCGUAGCGAUGUGGCGAACGACUGCAAAACCCGCACUGCAAUGUUGGAAUUUUACUAGCGCUCAAAAUCUUCAAUGCCCAGUUUCCGAGAAUUGUGUUUGUCAACCCGCAGAGACGAGAGCGAAUUGCAGAUGCAAAGAUCUACCGGUCGGGCUGUUGUUCAACGACCUCAAGAAUCAGCUACCUGCCACUUUUCCUUCCCUGACUUUCCACCAUCAAGGGGGAUCAGUUAUAGCUCGCGUAUCACAAAUGGUUAUGUCGGAAUUCGUCAUGAAUUUUGAAGACAUCUUCGAACAGUCAAUCCUGAUUGAUGAUGCCAUCUGCAAGGUUAAGGACACAGAACUUAUAGGAUGUUAUAACUGCGCAAAAGGAGCUUUUGCUGAGAUCGAAUGCACAUCGUCCCGAGACAAUGUCCAAGCGGAAGUGACCUGUGGUGAAAUUGGAUUCUCCAUACCUUGCAACUCUACAGGAAGUGUGUCAACAAUACGAUUCAGUUUUUCCAGGGCCCAGAUUCACUUAGCCUGUUCAGUUUCCUGUGGUAAAGUGCCGGACACCUUCGACCUACGGGGAGUUCUGAAGUUCACCGGUUCCAUACAAGAAAUCGUAGAACAGUGGCUCACGGGAACACCAACAUCGAGCGCCGCAAUUCCAUGGCCGGAUUUUUACCACAUCGCUACGGUAUUCCUUCAGUGGUAUAAGACAGCGCUGGUAGCGAUACUGGGCCUACUAAUCAUCCUUGGACUCACUUACAUGAUACUGACCACUUAUGGGUUACGUAUUGCCCUAUGGAUGUGUCUUCUCGCACCAAGAAUGGUAAUCGCAGUGAUACGAGCUGUAUGCAAAUGCUUCCGAGAACAUCAGAAUCAUAAAGGGCACACUAAGCAACAGUAA
Messenger RNA from Cooperia oncophora, 1548 nucleotides. NCBI's taxonomy places the organism in Eukaryota, Metazoa, Nematoda, Chromadorea, Rhabditida, Trichostrongylidae. The record is from the annotation of a GenBank genome assembly.